Molecule: messenger RNA, 1260 nt
Organism: Anoplopoma fimbria (sablefish)
Lineage: Eukaryota; Metazoa; Chordata; Actinopteri; Perciformes; Anoplopomatidae
Gene: vsig8a
Product: V-set and immunoglobulin domain containing 8a
Exons: 9
Coding region: 1-1260 (419 amino acids)
Source: RefSeq, a predicted model, not a curated record
AUGUUCAGAGACAGUUGCAGUCGUUUGAGGUCAGCUUUCUUCCAGCCCUGGUUGUCUGUCUUUUUGUUUUGCACUGCAAGUCUCUUGACCACAGACUUGAAAUGUGCGCAAGGGAUGCAGGUGACAUCCACAGGCCCGCUGACCAUCCAAAAGGCAGAGGGAGAGAGCGUGAUUUUGGCCUGCAGUUACACACCAAGCCCUUUUGACAGCGGAGAACUUGACAUCGAAUGGUCUGCGGUCAGUCCAGACACCACACAGAAAGAUCAGAUGCUCAUGUCCUACACCAGCGGAACAACAUACAUUCAUGGUAAUCAUGCUCUUGCAAAAGGGCUUAGCUUUGCUGCUACUGACCCCUCAAUGGGCGACGCUUCGAUCUCCAUCGCUCUGCUGUCCCCUGCUCAUAGUGCUACCUACCAGUGUAAAGUGAGGAAAUCACCAGGAGUCGACUCGCGCAAGGUGUCGCUGGUGGUAAUGGCGAACCCAUCUGUGCCUAAGUGCUGGGUGGAGGGAGGGGAGCUGGUCGGAGAGGCUGUGUCUCUGCACUGCAAGUCUGAAAAAGGCUCCACUCCCUUAAAAUACAGGUGGAGGAGAGAAAGUGCAGGCCCCAUCCCUGCUGCGACCACACAGAACAGCGUGACUGGGGAGCUGAGAAUUACCAAUCACUCACAGAGCUUCGCAGGAUUCUACCUUUGUGAGGCGAACAAUGCUGUUGGAGCUGAACACUGCGGGAUCAACCUGAAAGCAAAGAAACCCCCAAACAGAGCAGCGGUUAUAGUCGGCACUUUUGUGGGAUCUCUACUCCUCAUCUUCAUCCUGCUGGUCUUCAUUGGGAUCCUUUAUUGGAAGUUGAGCAACAGAUAUCACUUUGAGAAGGAGUUCUCAAAUGACAUCCUAGCCCAAAGGAUUCUAAAAGACAAUACCCACCACAGAAACAGCAUGUUCACCCUGCUGCUGUCUGGCAAGCGCUACAGAAGUCUCAGCUGUCGCACCACCAGACUACAGAGCAGCUCCUCUCCUCAGGCUAGACAGGAGGUUGGCAUCAGAGGAGCCGAGCCGUCGGGAUGGAGUGUGGUGAUGGAGCAGGUCUGUGAGGUAGGAGGGGGCCUGAUUAUGGAGGGCUUUGUGAGUGAGGAGCAGGACUUUGUAUUGGAUCCAUUGUGGGACGGGAAGUCAGUGGAGAUUCUGGAGAACAGGGGUGAUGUGAUCACGGGAGCGGGAGUGGUGGGCCGCACAUGGGCACAUGCAUACAUGGAGACGUAA